Messenger RNA from Sinocyclocheilus grahami, 16291 nucleotides. Its product is annotated as obscurin-like. The record is from RefSeq and is a predicted model, not a curated record. Lineage: Eukaryota; Metazoa; Chordata; Actinopteri; Cypriniformes; Cyprinidae. The transcript has 67 exons. Gene Ontology annotation, molecular function: protein binding; guanyl-nucleotide exchange factor activity. The coding region runs from base 67 to 15717 and encodes 5216 amino acids.
GACCCCAAGACUGAGGUGAAAUGGUUCAAAGAUUGCAAGCAGUUGAGCUCCAGUAAGACUGUCCACAUGGAGUCAAAGGGCAAGAGCCGUCAGGUGGUGCUGGAUAAUGUGGAGACAAAGGAUGCUGGAGAAUAUACCUGUGAAGUUGGGAAUGAAAAGCUGCCAUUUAAGAUUCAGGUGACAGAGCUCAAAGCUGUAUUCACCAACAAAGACUCUUAUCAGAAGGAAGUGAAGGUUUCAGCCUCCCAAAAAGCCACACUGAACUGUGAAGUUUCUGACUUCAAGACUGAGGUGAAAUGGUUCAAGGAUGGCAAGCAGUUGAGCUCCAGUAAGACCAUCCACAUGGAGUCGAAGGGCAAGAGCCGUCAGCUGGUGCUGGAGAAUGUGGAGAAGAAGGAUGCUGGAGAAUAUACCUGUGAAAUUGGAAAUGAGAACCUUGCCUUUAAAAUUCAAGUGACAGACAUUCAAGCUGCCUUCACCAACAAGGACUCCUAUCAGAAGGAAGUCAAAGUAGCAGCUUCCCAGAAGGCCACACUGAGCUGCGAAGUUACUGACCUUAAGACUGAGGUGAAAUGGUUCAAGGAUGGCAAGCAAUUGAGCUCCAGUAAGACUGUCCACAUGGAUUCAAAGGGCAAAAGCCGUCAGCUGGUGCUGGAGAAUGUGGAGAAGAAGGAUGCUGGAGAAUAUACCUGUGAAGUUGGAAAUGAGAAACUUCUCUUCAAGAUUCAGGUGAAAGAUGUUUCUACCAAAUUCCAGAAGACAUCUGUGACAAAAGAAACUGUGAUGGUUGAGUCAACAGAAAAGGUUGUUUUAAAAACCGAGGUAAUGUCAGAGAAUUGUAGUGUUAAGUGGUUCAGGGAUGGAGUAGAACUGAAUGACAGAUCAAAGUAUGAGAUGAAACAGGAAGGUCGCUCACAUGUCCUCAUCGUUAAGUCGUCUGAAUCUAAAGACAGCGGCACCUACUCUUGUCAGACGGCUGAUGACAAAGUGGAGUUCAAGGUUCAGGUCAAAGAUGCACCUUUAAUGUUUGUGGUACCAUUGCAGCCAGUGUCUGCAGUACUAGAAAGCACCAUGACACUUUCCUGCAGUCUCAACAAAGCCACGGAUAGUGUCCUCUGGAAGCAUAACGGUAAAGAAAUCAAACCAGGUGGCAGAUUCAGUGUCCGCACCGAUGGCACCAACUGCAUCUUGACUGUCUCUGCUGUGGCUCAGGAGGAUGAAGGGGAGUACAGUUGUGAAUGCAAAGAUGACAAGACUUUCACCAAAGUCACUACUAAAGCCCCACGUCUGUUGAGGUUCACUACCAGGCUGAACAAUGUUGUUGCAAAUGAAGGCAAAGAUGCUAUCUUUAAAUGCUCCAUCACACCAGCUGAUGUGAGUGUCAGAUGGCUGCGUAAUGAAAUUCCUAUUACAGCUAGUCCCAAAUUUAAGAUCGCUCAUGGAGGAAGCAGCCAUUCCCUCACCAUCACAGGUGUCACUCAGGAGGAUGAAGGAGAGAUCAGUAUCGAUGCCGAGGGAAAAGUGUGCAAUGCCACACUGCAAGUACAACAGCUUCCUGUCACCUUCAAGAAGAAACUUGCAGAUGUGACUGUGACUGAGCAGGACACAGUUCGUUUGGAAGUGGAGCUGAGUAAACCCUCAACAGAUGUCAAGUGGAUGAAGAAUGGUGUGGCACUACAGCAAGGAGAAAAUAUGGAGAUCCAUGUGGAUGGUGCCAAGCAGGCUUUGGUCCUCAAGAGUGUGGUGUAUGCUGACAGAGGACAUUACUCAUGUGAAACCCUAGAUGACAAGACCCAGGCCAAACUGACAGUAGAGAUUAAGAAGAUUCAAAUAGUUAAAGGCCUAAAAGAGAUGAAAGUGCAAGAAAAAGAGACCAUCACUAUGGAGGUGGAGCUAAGCAAGGCUGAUGUAGAAGGUUCCUGGAGCAAAGAUGGAAAGAAACUAAAGGCAGGACCCAAUAUCAUCAUUACUGCACUGGGCAACAAGCACUGCUUGACUAUGUCCCAGCUGAAGAUAAGUGAUGGUGGAACUAUUACUUUCCAAGCUGAGGAUGUCCAUACUUCUGGCAAACUAAUUGUUACAGAGCCUGCUGCAAAGAUCCUCAAACAUCUAGGGGAUAUCAGUUCUCCUGAAAAGGAGAAAAUCACUUUUGAAUGUGAGGUGUCAAGAGCAAAUGCUGAUGUCAAGUGGUUUAAGGAUGAUGCGGAACUAAAGCCAGGAAAGAAAUUUGGCAUCCAUUCCCAGGCCAAUAAGCGCACCCUCAUCAUCCACAAGUGUGCAUAUGAAGACCAGGGCCAGUAUAUAUGUAGAACAACAGAUGACAAUACUUCAGCCAAGCUCACUGUUCACGCCAGAGAUAUUAAAAUAGUGAAGCCGCUGCAGGACGUGGAGGUGACAGAGAAGGAGAGUGCAACGAUUGUCUGUGAGGUCUCUCACGAUGAGGUCGAGGCUCAGUGGCACAAAGGAGAUGCCAAACUCAAAGCCGGUGACAACAUAAAGAUAAGGCAGGAGGGAAGAACAUACAUUCUACUCUUCAAAUCUGUAAAGGCUGAGGACGCAGGUGAAAUCAAGUUCACAGCUGAGAAGGCCUCUUCAGCCGCUAAACUGAAGGUUAAAGAACUGCCUGUCAGAUUUGUGAAGAAACUGAGAGACAAAAUCGCCAUGUACAAACACCGUGCAUAUUUAGAGUGUCAGGUGUCAAGGGCCAACGCUAAAGUCAUGUGGUACAAGAACAAGUCAGAGAUCAAACCCAGCAAGAAGCACGAGAUCACCAGUGAGGACAUCUACAGGAAGCUCACCAUCAUUGACGUGGAUUCUGAUGAUGAGGAUACAUACAUGUGUGACGCUAUUGAUGAUAAGACUUCAUGUCAGCUACUAGUAGAGGAGCAGGCUAUCAGCAUAGUACAGGAGCUGAGUUCUGUGGAGGUGACCGAGCCAUUUGCUGCCCACUUUGAGGUGGAAGUCAGUGUGGAGACAGUCAAGCCAGUGAAGUGGAUGCUAAAUGGGGAACAGCUGAAGGAGAGUGCAGAUAUUGAGAUGGAGAAAGAGGGAACCAUGCACCGCCUCACUUUUAAAAAGACCAAGGCCUCCAUGUCAGGACCAGUACAGUUCACCGCCGGAAAGAGUAAAUCAACAGCUGAUCUCAAAGUGAAAGAGCGUCCCAUUGAAGUCCUGGAGCCUCUCAAAUAUGGGUCAGCCAAGGAGAAGACUUCCACCACACUAUGCUGCAAGUUCUCUGCCCCACCAAAAGAAGUACAGUGGUUUAAGGGUCAAACUGCUUUGGAGGCUUCUAGCAAAUACAGCAUGAAGCAAAAGGACGCUAAUGUGCAGCUGAUCAUACAAGCUUUGAGUGCAGAGGACUCUGGAGAGUAUUGCUGUCAGGUCGGGGUCUGUGAGAGCAAAGCCGUUAUCAAAGUAGAAGUGCGUAAAAUCCAGAUCACCAAACAUCUGACAGACGUGGAGGUGGAUGAAGAUGGUGAUGCUAUGUUCACCUGUGAGGUUAACUAUGCUGAUGAAGAGGUCCAGUGGACACUCAAUGACAAGCCACUCUUCAACAAUGAGGUCAAUGCCGUCACCCAUGUGGAUAAGACCCAUACGCUCACCCUCAAGAACCUAGCACCUGUGGAUGGUGGGAAGGUGUCAUUCAGCAUCAGGGAUGUGAAAGAAACUGUCUGCCUAAAGGUCAAAGAGAAGAAAGCCAUCUUCCUGAAGUUGCUGGAUGAUGUAGUUGCAGAGGAGAAGGGUACAGUUAUCCUUAAGUGUGAAGCCUCAAAGCCCAGAGUGGCCCCUGUGUGGCGCAAAGAUGGUACAGUACUGUCAGCAGGCAAAAAGUAUGAGCUCCUCCAUGAUGGUAAGACCUUGGGACUUACUAUCCAUGAUGUCACGCAAGCUGACGCCGGGGAGUACAGCUGUGAUCUUGGCACAGACCUCUCCAAGUCCAAGGUCACUGUUAGAGAUAUCCACAUCGGGAUCACUAAGCGUUUUAAGUCGGUUGAGGCCAAAGCAGGUGAAAACUGCACAUUCGAGUGUAUCUUGUCCCGAGAAAGUUCAGAGAAGUGCACCUGGAGCCUAAAAGGCCAACCUGUCACUGAUGGAGGCCGUUUCCAGAUAAGCAGCAAAGGGCGCAAGUAUACCUUAACAAUCAAAGCUGUCUCAGCUUCUGAUUCUGGUGAGGUGGUCUUCACUCUCAAGGAUUUGAGCUCAAAGGCAACACUUACUGUUGAGGGUGAAGCUCCUACCAUAUCUAAAGAGCUUCAGGGUGUCAGUGCCAAAAUUGGUGACGAUGCCACAUUCUCCUGUGACCUUUCUCAAUCUGGACUGGAAGUGAAGUGGUCAAAGGAUGGCAAGUCUAUCAGAAAAAGCCAGAAAUACGAAAUAAGUCAGGAGCAGACGCUUGUAAAACUGACAAUCCGCAACGUCACUGAAAAAGACUCUGGAGAAUACAGCUGUGAGGUCACCGGUGGUCCAACCUCCAAGGCUAAACUGGAGAUCAAAGAACUGGCCAACAAAUUCAUUCGUGAGCUAAAGGAUGCCUCUGCAGAAGAGAAGAGUGCUGUCUCCUUUGAUUGUGAGACAGCCCAACCUGCCUCUGAAGUCACCUGGCUUAAAGGAACAAAGGAGAUUAGGGCUGGAGGAAGGUAUGAGCUUAUGCAAAAGGGAACUGUCCUCAUCCUCAAAGUGAAGGAUCUGGAGAAGAGUGACAGCGAGGUAUACACCUGUGACAUUGGCUCUACGAAGAGUACAGCCAAAUUGACAGUGAAAGUGGUACCAGCUGGGUUUAAGGGGCAAAUGAAGAACCAGCAAGUUACUGAAGGUGGGAAAGUCUUACUUUCCUGCGAGCUCUCAAAACCUGGCUGCCAAGUGCAAUGGAAAAAGGGAACCGAAAGUCUGAAACAUGGGGGAAGAUAUCAGAUAACGCAGAUGGACACCAUGUGUGAGCUACAGAUUUCAGACUUAGUGACUGAGGACAGUGGAGUAUAUUCCUGUGAAUGUGGAAACGAAAAAACAACAGCAAAUGUUGUUGUCAGUGCAUUACCAGUGAUCUUCAGACAUGAGCUACAAAGCCAAGAGUGUAACGAAGGAGACUGCGUUACUCUUCACUGUGAACUCUCAAAGCCUGGAGUUCCUGUUGUUUGGAAGAAAGGAACGCAGGUGCUCCAUUCUGGAGAAAAGUACCACAUCAAACAAGAUGGGGCUACUGUUGAGUUGAAAAUUGCUGACUUCAGACCUGAUGAUGCUGGACAAUAUACAUGUUUGUGUGGGGACAAAAAGACUACAACAAACAUUAAGAUCAAGGCAUUGACCUUUAAACGAGAACUACAAAACCAGGAGUGUCAAGAGGCAGACAGUGUUACUCUUCAUUGUGAGCUCUCCAAACCAGGAGUGCCUGUGGUUUGGAGGAAAGGAACACAAGUGAUCCAUUCUGGAGAGAAAUACCAUAUCAAGCAAGUUGGUUCUGUUUUUGAGCUGAAUAUCACUGAUGUCAAACCUGAAGAUGCUGGAGUCUAUAGUUGUGAUUGUGGGUUUAACAAGACCUCAUCUACCGUUAUCGUCAAUGCACUACCAGUGGUCUUCAUACAUGAGCUGCAAAACCUGGAGUGUGAUAUAGGAGGCAGUGCUACUCUGUCCUGCGAGCUUUCCAAACCUGUUGUCCCUGUGCAGUGGAAAAAAGGAAGCCAUGUUAUCCAAUCUGAAGGAAAGUACGUCAUCAGGCAGAUUGCCUCAAAGGUGGAGCUGAAGAUCACAGAUCUCAAAUCUGAAGAUGAAGGAGACUACACAUGUGUAUGUGGAGACAAGGCAACCACAGCCAAUAUGAAGAUCAAGGCUCACCCAAUUCAGUUUACGGAAGUACUGCUAAACCAAGCAUGUGAUGAAGGUGGCAGUGUUACUCUGCAAUGUGAACUCUCCAAACCUGGAGUUCCUGUGGUUUGGAGGAAAGGAACACAGGUGAUCCAUUCUGGAGGAAAGUACCUCAUCAAACAAGUUGGCUCUACUGUUGAGCUGAAGAUCACUGAUGUUAAACCUGAAGAUGCUGGAGACUAUGCUUGUGAUUGUGGAGACAACAUCACCACUGCUAACAUCAAAGUCAAUGCAUUACCAGUUGUCUUCAAGCGUGAGCUGCAGAACCAACAGCUUCAAGAGGGGGACAGUGUCACUUUGCACUGUGAACUCUCCAAACCUGGAGUUCCUGUGGUUUGGAGGAAAGGGUCACAGGUGAUCCAUUCUGGAGGCAAGUAUAUCAUCAAGCAAGUUGGCUCUACUGUUGAGCUGAAGAUCCCUGAUGUCAAACCUGAAGACGCUGGAGAUUAUGUUUGUGAUUGUGGAGACAACAUCUGCACUGCUAACAUCAAAGUCAAUGCAUUACCAGUGGUCUUCAAACGUGAGCUACAGAAGCAAGAGAUUCAGGAAGGGGACAGUGUUACUUUGCGAUGUGAACUCUCAAAACCUGAAGUUCCUGUGGUUUGGAGGAAAGGAACACAGGUGAUCCAUUCUGGAGGAAACUACCUCAUCAAGCAAGUUGGCUCUACUGUUGCGCUGAAGAUCACUGAUGUCAAACCUGAAGAUGCUGGAGAUUAUGUUUGUGAUUGCGGAGACAGCAUGACAACUGCCAAUGUCAAGGUUAACGUUCUUACAGCCACCUUCACACAAGAGCUGAAAAACCAGACAGCUAUUGAAGGAGAAAGCAUCAUCUUCCAGUGUGCGCUCUCCAAACCUGGAGUUCCUGUGGUUUGGAAGAAAGGAACACAGGUGAUCCAUUCUGGAGGAAAGUACCUCAUCAAGCAAGUUGGCUCUACUGUUGAGAUGAAGAUCCCUGAUGUUAAACCUGAAGAUGCUGGAGACUAUGCUUGUGACUGCGGAGACAGCAUUACCACAGCCAAUGUCAAGGUUAAUGCACUUCCAGCCAUCUUCACACAAGCACUGAAGAACCAGACAGCUGUUGAGGGAGAGAGCAUCAGCUUCCAGUGUGAGCUCUCCAAAGCAGACAUUCCAGUUGAGUGGCGCAGGGGUGAAAUUGGCCUAUGCCCCUGUGCUAAAUAUGAAUUCAAGCAAGAUGGCCACCGUGCCCAACUGUUCAUACAUGACCUUGAACCUGAGGACUCUGGUGACUAUAUCUGUGACACUGGAGAACGCCAAAGCAUUGCAUAUCUGGAAGUUAAGGCACUGCCAGUUCUUUUCAAAUCAUUUCUGAAAAAUUUGGAAAGUGUAGCUGGGGAAAAUGCAGUUUUUCGAUGUGAACUUGACAAAGCUGGAGCCAAAGUCAUCUGGAGGAAAGACAAGAGUGUAAUAGAAGCAAGCAACAAAUAUCAGCUCAAGCAAGAUGGGGCUGUUGCUGAGCUUAUCAUUUACAAGCUGCAAGGAGGAGACGCUGGAGAGUACUGCUGUGAAACGGAACAUGAUCGGACAUCUUCCAAACUUGCUGUGAAGGAACCUGAAAUCAUGAUCUUAACUGGCUUGAAGAGCUGCAUUGUCAAUGAAAGCGAGGACGUUCAUUUCGAAUGCCUUGUCUCUCAUGACAAUGCUCUCAUUGUUCAGUGGACGCUGCAAGACGUUCCACUACAGAACAAUGAGAUGAAUGAAAUCCGAAUGGAAGGCAAAAGGCACACACUUACACUAAGAAGUGUCACCCAGAAAGACUCGGGCACGGUGUCCUUCCAUGUUGGUGCACACACUUCUUUUGCUUGUCUUACAGUUAAAGCAAUCCCUGUGCUAUCAUUUGUGAAGGAGUUAACAAGCCAGGAAGUCACAGAGGGAGCCAGUGCCUCAUUAUGUUGUGAAACUUCAAUCCCUGAUGCCAAUGUGACCUGGAAGAAGGACACUCAGGUCCUAUCUGAUGGAAAGAAGUAUUCCAUAAAGAAGGAUGGCACAUUCCAAACCUUGGAAAUCCAUAAGCUAUCAGUGGACGAUGGUGGCGAGUACAUAUGUGAAGCAGGAGACAAACAAAGCAAAGCUAUGUUGACCGUCAAAGAAUGUGUAAAGAUCACAAGAGAAUUAAAGGAUGUGACUGUGAUAACGGGCGAGGAUGCUAUCUUCCAGUGUGAGGUGUCCCAUACAGGGGUUACGAAUGUCGAGUGGUGGCUCGGCUCCAACCACCUUCAAAACAAUGACUUGAAUCAAAUCAGCUGCCGAGGGAGGGAACACAGCCUAGUGCUGAAAAUGGUCACACCCGAUGAUUCAGGUGAUGUAGCCUUUGUGGUUGGCCCUGAGAAGAGCAUCGCCUACUUGUUGGUGCAGGAGAAACCCAAAGUCGUAUUCUUAGAGAAGCCUCUGGACUUAACUGCCAAAGAGGGUCAAACAGUCACACUGUCCUGCAUGACUUCUGACCCUGAGGCCUCUGUCGGCUGGUACAAAGAUGAAGCGAUGAUAAAGGCAGGGGGGCGGUAUCUGCUCUACAAGGAUAGAGCCGUCCAUCAGCUCCGCAUCCUUAGGGUGGAGGAAGGAGAUGCAGGGCUGUAUACAUGCAAAACCAAAGAUGCAGAAAGCUGCGCCACCCUUACUGUUAAAGGUCAACCUGCAUACUUCCGGAAGGAGUUAGAGAACCAGAAUACAAUAGAGGGAGAUAGUAUCACCUUGCUCUGUGAACUCUCUAAGCCAGUUAAAAGUAUAGAGUGGAGAAAGGGUGGAGUGGUGCUCCAACCCAGUAAGAAAUUUGAGAUGAAACAGGAAGGAUGUGUGCUGGAGCUCCAUGUCCAUGAUCUGGAACCAGAGGACAAUGGCUACUACACUUGUGAUGCUGGAGUCCAGUUGACCACAGCAUCAGUCACUGUGCAAGAGGCUGAGGUUCUCAUAGUAUCGGGUAUAAAGAAUACAGAUGUGUUUGUGGGCGAACAGGCCAUUUUCUCCGGCCAGCUCUCUCGCCGUGCCAAAGGUAGAGUUCAGUGGUGGCUAGACGGCACUCGUUUGGAGAACAGUACCUUCAGUGAAAUAAGUGUGGGUGAAGACCAUGUCCACACUCUCACCCUAAGGAACCUUUCUCCCAAUGAUUCGGGUACAGUUCUGUUCAAUACAGGUGGCCUGACGUCCUCCGCCAAGCUGUUAGUGAAAGCUAAACCAAUUGAUAUUCUUCAAGAGCUGAGUAACGUGGAGACCAUUAAUGGUGGGGAAGCACUUUUUGAAUGCUCCUUGUCUUGUCCUGAAACCAAAGACUGCCGGUGGUUAAUCGAUGGCAAGCCUGUAAAGGAGUCUGCAAAAGUGGAGAUUGUUUCCUUUGAGAGUGGCAGACGCCAUCUUCUGCUUUUAAAAGACUUGCAUCCUUGUGAAAACACAAGGGUUACAUUCCAAGCUGGCACUUCAUCAACUACUGCUCUUCUGUCUGUCAAAGCUUGGCAACUGGAGGUGGUCAAGCCUUUGGAAGAUAAGACCGCCAUUGCAGGAGAGCAAGUUGAGUUCACCUGUGUUUUGAAUGAAGCUGUGCCUGAGAGUGAAGUGACUUGGUAUGCAAAUGGUGUUGAGCUUCAAUGUAAUGACCAAUGGGCCAUGAGAGCCAGUGGCUCUUCCUACAGCCUAAUUUUGAAGAAAGCCCAGGCUCAGCCCACACAGGAAAUCACAUUUGCAGCUCGGGAUGCCUUAUCAAUGGCCAAACUCAUCACAAUAUCUGUGCCUGAUCCCCCUGAAGACCCAGAGCUGGUUAGUAAAGGCCCAACAUUCGUCACCUUGUCUUGGUUCACACCCCUCAGUGAUGGAGGAAGCCCAAUCAUUGGUUACCGUGUGGAAAUGCGUCUAGUGGACAGUGUCCUCUGGCUGCCCUGCCACACAGAACCAGUGUGCAACACUGAAUUUCUGGUUGAAAACCUCAUACUGGGGGCAGGUUACAGGUUCAGAGUGGCAGCCAUUAACCGUGCUGGUAUUGGAGAGCCUGUCCAGCUGCCUCAAACCGUGACACUCGAUGCACCAGUGACCAUGGCCAAAAUGUUAAGCAGCUCUAAGAUCCAAAAAGGAAAGAUGGUUCGUUUAGAGUGUGAACUUUCUACAGAGAGCAAAUCAAUCACAUGGCUCAAGGACAACAGAGAGAUAGAGUUUGGGGUCAAGUACCAAAUGGUAGCAGAAGGAAAGAGCCAAGUUUUGCUCAUAAAGGAUUUCCAGUCUACAGACCAGGGUGUCUAUUCUUGUGUAGCCUCAGAAGAGGCAAAGACUUCAAUCAACGUCAACCUCGAAGGAGAUGACACAACACUUUCUCAGGAUGCGGGCAGCCAGCCCAAACUGCCUCCUGAGGCUGCUUCUGAGGGAGAUUUACAUGCUCUGUGGGAUGCAGUGGCCAAGAAGAGGAGAAUGAGUCGGGAGCCCACAUUAGAUUCAAUUUCAGAGUUGCCAGAAGAAGAUGGAAAAGAAAAGGUCCAGAGCAAAGAAGGAAAAGUACCUGAAAAGGAAGUGAGACCUGUUGAGCCAACUCCCAAGAUCACAGCAGAGCCUAAUCUCUAUACAAGUUCUGAUGAGGAAUCUCUCAAUGGGACAGCAAGCUUGGUGUCUUACCUUAAGAAAAGCAGCAAGUCCUCUAUGACUGAGACUAUUGCCUCCACGAAACUGUAUGAGCACUUCCAGAUGACUGAGCAAUCUGUUACAAAGGCAUCUGUGGAGCCCCUCAUGGAAGCUCAGAAUGGGGAUGAGUUGCAAGAGGCUGCUGUCAAGAUUCAAGCAGCCUUCAAAGGUUAUAAAGCCAGGAAGGACAUGCGACCAGUCUUCAAAGAAGCAUUCAAGGAUCAGACUAAGGAGCCCAAUGGGACAAUUCAUCUUGAGUGCAUUGUGGAGGAUAAGCCAGAUAAAGUUCGCUGGCUGAAAGAUAGUGAACUCUUAACAGAUGGCAAGCACCAUCACAUUGACAUCUAUAAUGAUGGCACCUGCUCUCUAGUAGUGACUGCUGCCACAACCAAAGACACGGGUGUAUAUACUUGUGAAGUAACCAAUAAGUUUGGUGUUUCCACCCAUAGUUGCAAAGUCACUGUAGGGUCGCUGCGGGAAUCUUCUGGGCGACGCCCCCUCGCUCUGGGCUACAGUGCAGACAGUGAAGCUGAGAGCUCCUCAGGGAGUGAGAUGGAUGAAACUUUACGCCAAGCAAGUAAACGAUUACAGCGACUUCUUCGUACUCGCCUCCCUCCAGAUGUGGAAGAGGAACCUUUUGUUAGUGCGGAUGAAGGAGAUUUACCACCACUGGAUCUACAGACUUACCGGGAAGACGAUCAGUAUAUCUACAUCCGCUUUGAUAACCGUGCUGAAGCUCAAGUAGCUUCCCAGCGCUUCCAGGAAAUGUUUACUUAUCAAGGAGUUCCCAUUGAAACGACCAUCAUAGCAGCAGCAGGUGCUAAGGUAGAGCUGCGUAUCACAAAGAUGAGUCUCUCCCAAGAUGGCUCCCAAACCCCAACUCAGGACCUACCGAUGCCUGCUUUCAUGACAGGAGCCCCUGCGGCCCCCGUCUUCCUGACGGAGCUCCGUAGCCAAGAUGUUCCUGAUGGGUUUCCAGUCAGUUUUGACUGUGUAAUUGUCGGCAACCCCCCUCCCACUGUGAAAUGGUUCAAGGAUGGAAAGAUGUUGGAGGAAAACGACCACUACAUGAUCAAUGAAGACCAGGAAGGCCAUCACCAGCUGAUCAUCACAGCUGUGCUGCCCACAGACAUGGGCGUGUACCGAUGCAUGGCUGAAAAUGACAGUGGCAUCGCCUCCAGCAAGGCUGAGCUGAGGGUGGACAUGUCUUGUAGCUCAGACUAUGACACAGCAGCUGAUGCCACAGAGACGUCUUCCUAUGUCAGUGCUAAAGGUUAUGUGUCUAGCUCGGAGCACAGGGACACAGAGGCUUUUGAGUCUGUGGCAGAGGACGAGCAGCUACCUCAGAUUGUGGAUGAGUUACAUGAUUUAUUCCUCAGUCCUGGAGCACCCAUUGCCAAAAUGAUUGUCAGGGUCAAAGGAUUUCCCACACCAAGGGUUUACUGGUUCAAAGACGGCACCCCACUUCAAGCCUCCAGCAGAAUUGUAUUGUCGACUGAGCGAGAUCAACACAGUCUUGAGAUUUUGGAUGUUAAGCGCGAGGACACUGGAGAAUACUCAGCAUACAUUAGCAAUAUAGCUGGCUCUGCCUACUCUUCAGCACGACUGAAUGUACUGGCUCCUGGAGAGCGCCCAGCACCUGAACAGGGACAAAUGAGAGAUUCAAAGGUGCCACUUGUGCCACCACGCUUCCUGGAGAGGUUCAGCAACAAGAAGGUGAAACAGGGAGCAAGUUUAACGCUGUCAGUCAAAGUGGAAGGCUCCCCAACCCCAUCUGUAAACUGGUUAAAGGAAGUGUCAGAUAAGGAUGUUCUGUGGAUCAAGGCAGACACAACAGGUUACAAGGUGGCCAGCUCUGGCCGUCAACAUAGUCUCAUCCUCAUGGAAGUGGAAAAAAAACAUGGCGGCAUGUACACUUGCAUUGCCACCAACCGUGCUGGACAGUCAGUCAACACAGCCCGACUGGAUGUGGAGACAGCACCAGAGCAAAAGAAAGUGGGGCCAGAGGUUCUGGGAAUUACUAUCAGCCCACCAGAGGAACAGGGCAAAGGAGAGAUCAAACUACCUUCCCUGGGUGAAGUGGGUACUGAGGAAUUCUUACAAAAACUCACAACCCAAAUCACAGAAAUGGUAUCUGCCAGGAUUACUCAAGCUUCAUUACGUGUCCCAGGAGCUGACAGCGAUGAUGAAACAAAAACACCAUCUCCAUCUCCAUAUCACGGCCGAUCACGCCCUCCAUCUCUGAUCGCAGACUCAUCAUCCGAGUCAGAUGAAGGAGAUGCCAGGGGAGAGAUGUUUGAUAUCUACGUUGUGACUGCUGACUAUAACCCCAUGGGGGUCAGUAAAGAUGCCAUCGCUCUGAAAGAGGGCCAGUAUGUGGAGGUUCUGGACUCUGCCCAUCCACUUAAAUGGCUUGUCCGCACCAAGCCCACCAAAUCCAACCCAUCUCGCCAGGGAUGGGUCUCGCCUGCGUAUCUCGACAAAAGACUGAAGCUGUCUGCAGACAUAGCAGACCUCCCAGAGACCACUAGAGAAGAAGUCACAGAGACAGACUACAAGAAGAAACUCUGUCAACUUGUCCAAGAGCUGAUCAGCACAGAAACUGAGUUUCUGAAGGAGAUGGAGUUCUUCACGUCACACCAUCUGAAGCGUGUGGAGGAGGAGAGCACACCACCUGAAAUCGCCACCCAGAAGGAAACCAUCUUCCGUAAUAUCAAUGAUUUGAAAUCCUUCCACAUCAGCUCUUUGCUGCCUGGUCUGCGUGAUUGUGACACAGAUGAUGACACUGCCAUGCAUUUCCUGAGAAACUCUGAAGGGUUUGAGAAAUAUCUGCAGUACUUCAUUGGACAAUUGCAAGCCGAGUCCGCCAUCAGUGAGAAAAAAGUGCACCAGUAUUUCAAGGAUUAUACAGUAUCAGAGUUGGCAAAUGUUGACCCCUCAGAAGGUCCAGUGCUAAGCAUCAAUGCUUACCUUCAGAGACCACCGGAGAGAAUUCAGAAGUACAGGGCUUUACUGAAGGAAUUGAUCCGUAAUAAAGCGAGGAACGGUCAGAACUGCUGUUUGUUGGAGCAGGCCUAUGCCAUGGUGUCGUCCCUCUCCCAGCGCUCAGAAAACACACACCAUGUAUCCCUCAUAGAGAACUACCCCGCCAAUCUGGAGGCACUGGGAGAACCUAUUAGACAGGGGCCCUUCACUGUUUGGGAAGGAGCUCCUGGAAUUCGAACAUCUUCCAGAGGUCACCACCGCCACGUCUUCCUCUUCAAAAACCAUGUGGUCAUCUGCAAACAGAAGAGAGACACUAAUACAGACACCCAAGCAUAUGUGUUCAAGAAUAUGAUGAAGCUCACAAACAUUGACGUGAACGAGACCGUUGAGGGUGAUGAGAGAGCAUUUGAGAUCUGGCAUGAGCGCGAGGACUCCGUGAGAAAAUACACGUUGCAGGCGCGGACUGUUAUCAUCAAGAACUCAUGGCUCCGCGACCUCCGUGACCUUCAGCAGCGCUACAGCAUGCCAGCCUGGAGGUCUCCAGAUUUUGACGCAGUGUUGACAGACUGCACAGCGGAGCUCGGACAGACGGUAAAGCUCGCCUGCAAGGUCACUGGUGCCCCCAAACCACAGGUCACCUGGUACAAAGACGGGCGUGCCGUAGAAGCGGAUCCUCAUCACAUCAUCAUUGAGGACCCAGACGGCUCUUGCACACUGAUUUUGGACAACAUGACGGCAGACGACUCAGGCCAGUACAUGUGCUUUGCCACCAGCUCUGCGGGUAACGCCAGCACACUAGGCAAAAUCACUGUGCAGGUACCUCCACGUUUUGUGAAUAAGAUCCGGAAAUCCACACUUUAUCCAGGAGAAGAUGCUCAGUUCACCUGCACCAUCCAGAGCGCUCCAAGUCCCAAGAUAAGAUGGUUUAAGGAUGGUAAACUACUGACAGACCUGGAGAAGUUUCAGACAUACAGUGAACCGCGCAGUGGAGUGUUGGUUCUAGUUAUCAAGAACCCUGGAGAACGAGACCUUGGACACUAUGAGUGUGAGCUGUCGAACCGUCUGGGCAGUGCCAGGUGUGCGGCGCAGCUGAUCACUCCUGCUGUGGCAAUGGCAGGAGAACGUAGAGCAGAUCAGGCCAUCAGUAUAGAAGUAACGGAACAAGAGACGAAAAUGCCGAAGAAAACCAUAAUUAUUGAGGAGACCAUCACCACAGUGGUGAAGAACACCCGUAUGAAACGGCAUGCAUCGCCGCGUCCAUCGCCCAUGGGAGCUCACCGCUCAGAGAUGUCCACACCCGAACCGCCCAGACAGAGACGGACCCUGGCCAGGAAGACUGUACCGACACUGUAUGUUCCAGAGACGGAGGGUGCCACGGCCAGGAACCCAAGAUGGGUAGAAGUCGAAGAGAUAAUAGAGUAUAAAGUGAACAAAUCACCCAAGUUACCAAGACGAAGAGGCGUUUCCCCCAGCAAGCGGUCACCACCUGGCAAUCCAAACACUAAUAACUCCAACAACAAGUUAGUAGAAGAGGCAAUGGGUGCCGCAAUGGCUCUGCAAGCUUCUUCUGGUACGGAUGAAGAGGAAACUGCACAGAAUGUGUCUGAAGUACCUUCAGGGAUUGACAAUAUGACAACAUUAGAAAUUAGUGAGCCGUGUGUCUCUGAUGAAGAUGAAGGAACUAUUGUCGUGGAGCCUGAAGACGACGAACUUGAUGCUCGAGAUUGCAAAAUGCUGACUGAUGGGAAUCGAGUUCUUACUCUUGAAGAUCUCGAGGACUACGUCCCUCAGGCAGGUGAAACGUUCGGCAGAAGUACAGACCAUCACAUCCCCGUCGAGAAGCCAAGUGAGAUCUCAGUGUUGCAGAGAGAAAUUAACGAGUCUGUCGUUGGCAAACCCAUUGUGUUGAACGUGGUACGUCCACCGGCAAAACCUCGCAUGGGAUUCUUUGGCUCCUUCAAGGAACACAUUUCCAGCAUGUUUAGUCCAGGUUCAUCAGCGGGCGGCAGCUCUCAGGCAAGGCGAGAGAAGACCAUACCCAUUCAUGUGACGGGAGAACCUUCAUCCAACUAUUCAUGCCAUACCAGUAGCUUUGCGAGGCUUGAAGUCCAGCCGACGUACUGCUCCGAGGUCCAAAGAGGAAAGGAGGGAGGUCUGCAGAGCUUCAAAACGCAGGUUUCUGCACAAACCUGCAACUACACGCCCACCGGACAAGUCACUCUUCAGAUCAGCAAGAAGAAGCCAUUUGAGAAGCAGUAAUCGCGAGGAAACCACUCAGGAUAGAUGCUUGUUUCCAGCAUGCAAAAUCAGGACAUACACGUAGGCCUAGUCUUAAAUGGGAACGCUUCUGUAAAAUCUUGCAAUCUAGGAGCGUAAUUCAAUCGUAAAGCUUCUGCUAACAGCAGAUCAUUCCAUGUUGAGGCAAAAGAUUCACUUGCCAAACUCCUUUAUAUCCUACUGUACCUAAUGAAGACUUUCUAAUUACUAGAGUUCCUGUGAGCAAAUGUACAGCUGUGCUUCAGAACAGCAAGUCUGACACAACAUGAAUCCUGGUCCUGGAGAACCAACGUCCUUCAGAGAUGAUCUUCAACCAGCUCCAACACAGUUGCCUGGAAGUUUCCAGUAAGUCUGAAGACCUGCUGAAGAUUAGGUGGUUCCGAUGUGUUUAAUUAGUAUUGUAGGUAAACUCUGCAGGACAGUGGCUCUUCGGGAACAGGUUUGGACACCUUUGGUCUAGUCCCUUGGUCUAAAGCAGAGGUUCUCAGUGCUGGCCCUCGAGGUCCACUUUUAGCUCCAACCUUGAUCAAACUCACUUUUCUGUAACUUUCUAGUA